Messenger RNA from Planococcus citri (citrus mealybug), 1917 nucleotides. It is a transcript of the gene Drgx, whose product is annotated as Dorsal root ganglia homeobox. Gene Ontology annotation, molecular function: RNA polymerase II transcription regulatory region sequence-specific DNA binding; DNA-binding transcription factor activity, RNA polymerase II-specific. Bases 456 to 1703 code for a protein of 415 amino acids. The record is from RefSeq and is a predicted model, not a curated record. The transcript has 10 exons. Lineage: Eukaryota; Metazoa; Arthropoda; Insecta; Hemiptera; Pseudococcidae. Gene Ontology annotation, biological process: regulation of transcription by RNA polymerase II.
GUAUCAUUGUCGUAUCAGUUCUUUAUUGGCGGGAAACAAUUUACCCCCUCGAGAUAACGCGUACACCAACUACGAAAUGUAUCGGAAAAUCUGGAAAAUUUUCAUCUUAUAAAUGUGCGUUUUUAACAGCGAGUUUAUUUUAUUUUUUUGUUUGUUUUUGAAUUUUUUUAUAGUUUUUGCUUCGGUAUUCAUUUUUUGGUUUUAUUAUUUUUGAAAAUAUUUUCUCGGUUGAGUUUGCUUUUUGAAGUUAUUAUUUUUCGCGUGUAUUUUUCUUCUUGCGAGGAGUUGAACGACGAGUGUUAUACUUGCUCCGAGGCGUGUCACUGGAGGGAAGAUAUACAAUGUAGAAUCUCGAAAAGCAGAAAUUUUUCGAAGAAAUUUUAGGAACCUGCUUCAGGAAAAAGAACCCAAGUUUAGAACAUGAUAAUAUCAAUCAGUAAUCCAGAACGCCGAACAUGUUCUGUUAUCACUGCCCUCCUUCGUUACAUUCGUCAUCAACGACACGAAUACCAUCGUUAGAAUAUCCGUUUUCUUCAUCGCACCCGUAUACCAGUUAUUCGUAUCAUCCUGCAAUCCACGAUGAUUCGUUUGUACGACGUAAACAGCGAAGGAAUCGGACUACUUUUACCUUACAACAGCUCGAAGAGCUCGAAACCGCCUUCGCCCAAACCCAUUACCCGGAUGUAUUUACAAGGGAAGAUCUCGCAAUGAAAAUAAAUCUUACCGAAGCUCGAGUUCAGGUUUGGUUUCAAAAUCGACGCGCCAAAUGGAGAAAAGCCGAAAGGCUCAAAGAAGAGCAGCGUAAACGCGAAGAACAAGAUAGAGAUUGUAAAAUUACCGACGACGAAAACCAUAAACAAUCUCCUAUAACGAAACAGGAUCAAGAUGAAACCGAUAUCUGCACAAGUAGCGAUGAAGAUCCUCGACUACACGUCUCAGUCUCCGAACGCAGCGGCAGCCCCACAAGUUGCGGAGCAGUCAGUGAUACAGAACCUGAGACAGAACGAACGAACGCUUAUACUUCCACCAGAGAACCAAUAACACCGACGGUACGACGCGACAGUGUCACCUCUACAUCUCCUGUAUCGGUGGAAAAAGGUACAACAGAAUCAUCCAGACAACCUCCAAUAAUCACAUCUAGCGCGUCUUCGUUCGGACACCCGUUAUUUCACGGUUUCGGAAUGGACGGGAGCAGUUUUCGACCUGUAUCGGAAGCCAAUUCUUCACCUUUGCGAUCAAAUCCGCCGUUAUUUUUCCCACCUCAUUUAUCGUCGUCCUUUGCUCCGCCGCUGUUUCCAGGACUCAAAGGUUUCCCUGGCCUUUGUUCAUGCUGUCCUGUCAAACCUCUCUCUGGCAGCAGUAUAUUCUCAACAGGCGUUGAAAACGGUACUAAUUCCGAACAACGUACUUCGAGCGUCGCUGAACUUCGUCGUAAAGCUCAAGAGCACUCGGCAGCUUUGCUCCAAAGUCUCCAUCAGGUGGCCAGUUUCCAGCAACAAGCUGCCGCCGCUGCAGCUGCCCUCCAGUUACCAGUCAGCAGCGUGGGAUUGGGUCUACAACUGCCUUCGUUAACUACACUACAGGCUUUGGCCAGAAAAUCCGAAACUACAUUGAGCAGUUCUGGUAUCACGCAGCCUAUGCCAUUGACGCUGACUCCUCCGUCGGCUAAUACCGCAACUCAAUCUUCUAGUCACGAAUCGUAAACUUAUUCAUAGUCACAUUAUUGCAACUCUUUUCUGCCCUGUUUUCCAGGCCCUCUAUAUUCUUCAAUUGUACUGUGUAUCUUGUUUGAUUAUUUGACGAAUAUUUUACGUUCUUUAAUGAUGAAUAAUUAGUUAUUUUAAUUGUAGGAUUAAUUCACUUAUUUUGUAAAUUAUGAUAUUCGAUAGUAGAAAAUAAAAAAAUUCAAAUUUUCAA